CAUGCGCAAAAGAAAAUUCCUCUUUCUCGGUGGACGCAAUGGCGGACGCAGAAAAAAAAGUUCCGGCGGUCCCUGAGAGCCUUUUGAAAAGGCGAAAGGCCUUCGCCACCAUGAAGGCCAUUCGUAUCAAGAAGAUGCUGGCUGAGAAAAAGGCCCGCAAAGUGACCAGGAAACUGAUCUACAAGAGGGCUGAGAAGUACCACAAGGAGUACAGGCAGAUGUACAGGCGUGAAAUCCGCCAGAGUCGCACUGCUCGCAAAGUGGGAAACUACUAUGUGCCUGCUGAGCCCAAACUGGCCUUUGUCAUCAGGAUCAGAGGUAUUAACGGUGUCAGCCCCAAGGUCCGCAAAGUUCUGCAGCUGCUCCGUCUGCGCCAGAUCUUCAAUGGUGUGUUCGUCAAGCUGAACAAGGCUUCAAUCAACAUGCUCAGGAUCGCUGAGCCCUACAUCGCCUGGGGGUACCCCAACCUGAAGUCUGUGCGUGAGCUCAUCUACAAACGUGGCCAUGGCAGGAUGAGGAAACAGCGCAUCGCCCUCACAGACAAUGCUCUGGUGGAGAAGGCCCUCGGCAAAUAUGGCAUCAUCUGCGUUGAGGACCUCAUCCAUGAGAUUUACACAGUUGGAAAGAACUUCAAGCCCGCCAAUAACUUCCUGUGGCCCUUCAAGCUGUCAUCACCCCGUGGUGGUAUGAACAAGAAGACCACACACUUUGUGGAGGGAGGAGACGCUGGCAACAGGGAGGAUCAGAUCAACAGAAUGAUCAGGAGGAUGAACUGAGGAUAUGGUUUCCAAGGACUCAAAAUGUACAAUAAAAACAUGAAAAAAAAACUGUCUUGGUCUUGUCAUUAAUUUGUGGUGCCA
Molecule: messenger RNA, 860 nt
Organism: Chelmon rostratus (copperband butterflyfish)
Lineage: Eukaryota; Metazoa; Chordata; Actinopteri; Chaetodontiformes; Chaetodontidae
Gene: rpl7
Product: ribosomal protein L7
Exons: 7
Coding region: 39-776 (245 amino acids)
Biological process (GO): maturation of LSU-rRNA from tricistronic rRNA transcript (SSU-rRNA, 5.8S rRNA, LSU-rRNA)
Cellular component (GO): cytosolic large ribosomal subunit
Molecular function (GO): RNA binding; structural constituent of ribosome
Source: RefSeq, a predicted model, not a curated record